CGAUCCGAGAUCUGAUACUUUUGGACUAACAUCUUAUUUGUUUACGUUUUUAAAUGAAAUUUUUUUUUAUUUUUUCCGUUGAUUUUUAAUUAUCUUCAUUAAUUAGUUGAUUACCGGUUUUUAAUUAAGUCUACUGGUUGAUUACUUGGGAUAGUUAACGAAACAAUUGAUGGAUUAAUCGUCUCGAUGAGUAUGUUCACUAUUCCCAAAUGGCUUUUAGUUUGGCCCGAUUGAUCAAGAGCUUAUCCUCACAACGGAUAAUUUUCUGCCAAUCUAAUCACUUGUCACUUAAAUUGUUAAGAGGAAACAAUCAACAAUCAAUCCGUUAUUUAACCUCAAAGUUUACAAUUAGCAAUAGAUUACCAACUAGAAAUUUAAAUAUUUACCAAAAUUUAAAUAAAUCAAUUUCCAUUCAUCGUAAUUUUAAUAAUCUAUCAUCACGAAAACAAGCUGAUCAAUGGAACUCUUGUGGCCUGAGACACUUUCGUACGACCUCCAGUCGUCAUGUUCCUGCCAUUGUUUGGGUUAUACUCCGACCACUUGGUAAAUUAGCGGCAAUUCUUAUGGGCCGAUCUAUACGCAAAUGGUACAGUGCCUUACCACCCAAUAAGAAGCAAUUAAUUAAACAAUGGUUAAUGUCCAACGCGGAAAAGAUUGGCCUUAUUUUCGCUGCCAUUGUAAUCAUAGCUUUCGCAUUUUAUCAAACUCAUAUACAAGAAACUCCAGUAACAAAGCGGCAACGGUUCAUCCUCUUCACUGAAGAUCAGUUUGGAUCGAUAGCCGAUAUCGAAUUUCAAAGUUCAUUAGCUGUUUAUAAAGACAAAUUAUUUCCCGCCAAUCAUCCGAUCUGUCGUCGUAUUGAACGGGUCGCCAUGAGAAUUUUAAAUGCUAAUCAAGAUAUUAAACAAAUUUUCACCAAAAAUUGGACUGUAACCGUUGUCGAUGCCCCGGAGAUAAAAAAUGCUUUCGUUACUCCAACAGGACAAAUCUUUGUUUUCUCCGGUAUUCUAAAUAUCUGUCAAAACGAUGAUCAAUUAGGUGUUAUUUUAGCUCACGAAAUGGCUCAUUCUAUUUGUGGACAUGCUGCUGAACUAUUGAGUUACACUUCGUGGAUCGAUUUCAUUGCGAUGAUCGGUAUCGCUCUGAUUUGGGCUCUUCCAUAUUCAGAUUUCCUGGCUGCCGCUUUUCAUUAUAUUCUUGCAAAAAUAACAAAUUUAACUUUAACACUUCCUUAUAAUCGUAAAAUAGAAUCAGAAGCCGAUCAGGUUGGCCUUACAAUGGCCGCAAAAGCUUGUUUUGAUGUUCGUGAGUUUGUUGCCUUCUGGAGACGAAUGGGUUUGUAUGAGACUAUGGACUUGGGACUACCUCCCGAAAUUGAUGUCAUAAAGAAUGUUGAAUUUCUGUCUACUCAUCCAGCUCAUUAUUCCAGAGCUGAAUCCCUUGAAUCCCAAAUUGAUGAAGCGAUUAAGUUACGAUCUUCCUGUAAAUGUCCACGAUUACCUUUCAUCGAUCCAAGAAUCAUCCUAGAAAAUGAAGUUAAAGCUUAUGAAGCUAAAAUGCAACAAGAGAAGUUGAAAAAUUUAAUUGUCCUUCAAGUUAAACCACCGGCAACAUGAUCGUAUCUAAAAUAGAUUUAUGUAUAAAUAUUAACAUUAAUGAUAGUUUAUAUGCUCACCUUAACUAAUUGAGAUCUCAACAAUUACUGUCAGUCAAUAAUAUCAAAAGGCCGUUAAUUUUAUCAAAAAUCAAUAUAAUUUAACUUUUGAUAUUAUUUACCAACAAUCAACUUGAAAUCAAAAUGUUAAAAUGAAUGAAUCAUGUUUUGUAUCAUGAAUUAUGAUGUACCUUUUUUUCCCAAUGAUACAUUAAAUUAUUAGAAUCAUCAGUUGAUUGCUCUCGACUA
Molecule: messenger RNA, 1903 nt
Organism: Panonychus citri (citrus red mite)
Lineage: Eukaryota; Metazoa; Arthropoda; Arachnida; Trombidiformes; Tetranychidae
Product: metalloendopeptidase OMA1, mitochondrial-like
Exons: 3
Coding region: 210-1616 (468 amino acids)
Biological process (GO): protein quality control for misfolded or incompletely synthesized proteins; mitochondrial protein processing
Cellular component (GO): mitochondrial inner membrane
Molecular function (GO): metalloendopeptidase activity
Source: RefSeq, a predicted model, not a curated record